CCCCACCAUAUCAAUAGACGCGCUUAUACGAAUUUCGUGCUGUCCAUCCUCUCUGUUACAUCAUCGAUAUAAGGUGUUUCGUUUUCUACUGAGUCGCAGCUACGACUUGCGACCAAACAAAGCUAUGUCGACAGACGACAGCUCGCGUAGAUUCCUCGUCACCGGCGGGAAUGGAUUUAUUGGUUCAUAUGUCGCAAAGGCAUUAUUUGAGAAGGGCAACUAUGUUCGCAUCGCGGAUAUCAAGCGGACCUCGUAUUUCAACGAGUGCAUCUCGAAUGAGGUUCUCGUCGGAAACCUCUGCGAUCUGUCAUUUUGUGAAAGCGCUGUUCGGAGCAUGGACACAGUCCUUCAUUUCGCCGCGACAAUGGGUGGCAUGGGAGCAAUCCACGAAGCCAAUGAUUUCGUCAUAUACAAGGACAAUUCCGCAAUGACAUUCAAUCUCGUACAUGCUGCUGUACACCAGGGUGUUCAGCGUUUCUUCUAUGCAUCCUCUGCCUGUGUGUAUCCCACAUCCUUACAGCACCAUGCCAUAAACCCCGUGUCCCUCCGCGAGCAGGACUUAUGGUCUUCUGGGGCCCCAAACCCACAAGGCCUCUACGGUCUUGAAAAGCUAAACUCUGAGCUGCUUUUGAUGCAGUUUGCUGAGAAGAUGCAGAUACGCAUCGCCCGAUUUCAUAACAUUUUUGGCCCAUAUGGUGCAUGGGUUGGCGGGCAUGAAAAAGUGCCCGCUGCGCAGCUCAGAAAGGCGCUCGCUGCACAAAUGGAUCCCACCGCCCAGCAUGAUAUCGAGAUCUGGGGAGAUGGGAAGCAACGGCGAAGCUUCCUCUACAUCGACAACUGCGUCGAAGCUAUUCUCCUUCUCAUUGAAUCCGACUGCAGCGAACCAAUUAACAUCGGAUCUGACUGCUCAGUCACGAUCGACGAUCUCACAAGGAUUGCUGCGCAAUCUGCAGGCCUGAACGUAGGAGACUUCCAUUUCAGAUACGUGGAUGAUUCUCGUCCCAUCGGCGUCCAUUCCCGCAAUUCGAACAAUGAGUUUGUCAUGAGGUCAUUGAACUGGACCCCGAAGAUAACCCUCGAGGCCGGUAUGAUGAAGACUGCAGAAUGGAUCAGAGGGGAAAUGGAGAAUAUGCUCAAUAGCAACGACGAGAUCAGCGCCCGGACAAAGCUGCUGCACAGCUUCAAAACGAGCGAGGUCGUAUUCUUGCAUAAGCCCACCAUUACAUUCGCUAUCUUACUUCCCAUCACAUCCCGUGGUCUCGAGGGACCUGAGAAGAGCCUCGAUAACCUUCGAACCUUUGCACAGUCCCUUGCGCGCACUACGUGGCGCGACACCCGUGAGCUUGGGCUUGUCCACUAUCAGGUGAAGAUAUACUUGGGAAUUGACGCAGACGACGAUUUUCUGCUGCGCCACGCAGAAAACUGCGAAAAGUUAAACAUUGAAUCACUCUUAUCAGAAGAGGGGAUCACAGAUGUUUCUACUGAGAUCUGCGACGUACCCCGUGGUCAUGUCUGUGCAAUAUGGCGCCAGUGUGCAUACCGGGCUUGGCAGGAAAAUGCAGACUAUUUUGUGCUGAUGGGCGAUGAUGUCAAUCUCUUCGACGAAGGUUGGAUGAGAGAUAUCCACGAACAGUUCACGUUGAUUGCACAGCACGAACAAGUCCCUCAGGGUAUGGGAUGUGUCGCGUUCACGGAUGUGACUUUCCCCGGAAUGCCCACGUUCCCCGUUAUUCAUCGCACUCAUAUGGAUGUCUUUGAAGGCCAAGUCAUACCCGACGUUUUUGUUAAUCAAGACGGGGACCCGUUCCUCUUCCAGCUAUACCGCAAAUGGGGUUGCUCUCGAAUGAUACCAUCAAGACUUUCUAAUGGAAUUGGCGGAAGCCUACCUGCGCGCUACACUCAACAGCAUGCAGACGGAUGGACUUUCGGUCCGUUGGACAAGGCAGCAUUAGUGUUGGCGAGGUCUUUACCGGACGCUGCUCGCAAAAUGACGCUGGACAUCAUCAUUCCGAGCUACCGUGUUCAACUCCCUUUCCUCGAUCCCAUUCUCGCCCUCAAAGAGUCUCCAACUUGUGAAACCAUGUUCAUAAUCAUAAUCGACAACCCGCACUCCCCAAAAAUCACCGAGCUAGAAGCAAAGUAUGCUCAUCGCCCAGACGUCCGCAUCCGUGUCAAUAAAAGUAACCUUGGUGCCUCGGCGUCACGAAACAGAGGCAUGAAGGAAUCUGCCGCGGACUGGAUUUUGUUUCUUGACGAUGACGUAACGCCUCAAGCUGACAUUCUGAUUGAGGCUGAGAAAAUCAUUCGUUUGAACCCACAGGCUGCUGGUUUCAUUGGAAACACCUAUUUCCCUGUUGCCAGCACUAUCUUCACCAAUGCCGUUCAUCUUGCUGGCGUGACCUUCUUCUGGGACAUUGCUGCAAAGAUGCCACAGAACGAGAGUGACAUGCCCUGGGGUGUCACAGCCAAUCUCAUCGCCCGCCGUGUUCAGGACGAUGUAGAGUUUGAUUUGCAGUUCCCGAAAACAGGCGGAGGAGAGGACAUUGAUUUCUGUCGGAAGAAGCGCGACUUCUCUGUUGCUCACGGGGGCGAAGGAUUCUAUCCUGCCCCUCACGUCGUCGCAACUCACCCUUGGUGGAACGGGGGUCAAAGAUCGUACUGGCGUUUUUAUAUGUGGUCCAAAGGCGACGGGGGGCUCAUAAAGCUCUACCCAAAUCUGACGUAUUUAGAUCACUCUCCCAACAGUGCAGAGCUCUUCCUGAUCAGCACGGCAUUGACAAUUUUAGGCGCGUUCACGUACCUCUUCACAAGGAGCUCCGUCGUGUUCAAUGUUUCGGUGAGCCUCGCAAUCGCGACGGUCAUUGCAAACAUAGCGCAUGAUGUGUACCGUCAUUUGUGGAGAGAUACGAAUCGCACGAAAUCCCUCAGGUCUUCAUUGAGAGGACUAGGAUGGGUUGUCGCGGUUGCUGAAAGUGCGCUGAUCAGGAUGGCGAGCGAGGGUGGGAGGCUGAUCGGACUACUUGAGCGGGGAGAAAUCUUGCUCAUUGGGCAAAGGUUUGACUGGUUCACUGGGAGGAAAGGAGACGGCCCGAUGAACGAGGAAAUAAUGAAUGGACGACAGAGAAUGGCACUGGUGGUUCUCAUCACUGGGGUAUUUUUUCUCGGAGCUCGAAUAGCCACUGUAAGGAAAGUCGCCGUGGAACGGAUAAAUUGUAAUCGAUCACUUUUGCUCGCAAGUUAUUCAGGCAAUGUAAUGAUCAUUUACUCUUCAUGGAGGCUCACACCACAACCGCGCGCGUACCGCAUUGCCAGGAGCAUGGGCGGCCAGGACUUCACCCUCGGAACAUAAUUGUCCCUGGUAGAAGAAGGAAGACAACUAUUCCCUGUAGUAAAGCGAAACAGUAGUAGACAACAGGAAAACAGACAGAUCUGGUUUCCCGCAAGUUUGUGAGACAACUCGAAGACUAGCCCGUGACUAGGUGUGGCCGAGUCACUCUGCACAAAUGGAAAAGAGGGGGGAACCCGAGGGGCGGUCGAUGGGUACACGAAAAUUCCAAGUAACUGCAGCGACGGGUAGGCAUCAAUGGGGACGCGAUAGGAAGGAGUACCCUCCCAAAAGACAGGUCCACGAGAAACUGGUGUUUGAACCAGUUUAACAAUUGGAUGCAGGCGGAAAGUAGGAACCGAGGCCUGAGGCCUGAGGUAUCAUAGACUCAGUUCGGGUGUAGGAGACCGAAAAUUCAGGCUUCAUGAUCCAGAAUGAAUUAAGCACUGGCAGUGCGCACUGCGCUCCGAGAAAAUGGAAAACCCGUAGACUUAGCCUUUUC
Suillus clintonianus is the source of this 3827-nucleotide messenger RNA. RefSeq names its product glycosyltransferase family 2 protein. The record is from RefSeq and is a predicted model, not a curated record. NCBI's taxonomy places the organism in Eukaryota, Fungi, Basidiomycota, Agaricomycetes, Boletales, Suillaceae. The transcript is spliced from 6 exons. The coding region runs from base 125 to 3349 and encodes 1074 amino acids.